Messenger RNA from Letharia lupina, 411 nucleotides. RefSeq lists its product as uncharacterized. Gene Ontology annotation, molecular function: protein-folding chaperone binding. Gene Ontology annotation, cellular component: prefoldin complex; cytoplasm. The record is from RefSeq and is a predicted model, not a curated record. The transcript is spliced from 3 exons. The coding region runs from base 1 to 411 and encodes 136 amino acids. Gene Ontology annotation, biological process: protein folding; chaperone-mediated protein complex assembly. NCBI's taxonomy places the organism in Eukaryota, Fungi, Ascomycota, Lecanoromycetes, Lecanorales, Parmeliaceae.
AUGGAUAUCGAAAUAUCGACUCUGCCUUCAAAGACUAGAUGUCCCACUUACGAUAUGGCAGAAGACCAAAAGAAGCUCCAAGAGCUUUCAGACGCCUAUCAAAAGAUCCAAACAGACCUCCAAACAACCGUCUCCGCCCGCCAGCGCCUCGAGUCCCAACAGCAAGAAAACAAAGGCGUUCAAAAGGAAUUCUCCACCCUCCCCUCCACCUCCGCCAUCUACAAGCUCGUCGGCCCCGUCCUGCUGAAACAAGAGCGCAGCGAAGCCGUCAUGGCCGUCGAAGGCCGCCUCGACUUCAUCGAUCGGGAGAUCAAGCGGUUGGAGAAGCAGAUCCAGGAGACGCAGACCGAGAGCGAGAGCAAGAAGAUGGAGGUGUAUCAGUUGCAGACGCAGAUGCAAGGCCAGGAAUAG